This is a messenger RNA of Aspergillus chevalieri, 804 nucleotides long. RefSeq lists its product as uncharacterized. Bases 1 to 804 code for a protein of 267 amino acids. Gene Ontology annotation, cellular component: nucleus. The transcript has a single exon. Lineage: Eukaryota; Fungi; Ascomycota; Eurotiomycetes; Eurotiales; Aspergillaceae. Gene Ontology annotation, molecular function: DNA binding. The record is from RefSeq and is a predicted model, not a curated record.
AUGCCACCAAAAUCGCGUGCAAAGAUAAAAAACCAAGUUGAACAAGAAGGAAGGGUCCUACUUGCCAUCUCAUCCUUAAAAAAGAAAGAAAUUACCAAUAUCCGUGAAGCUGCACGCCUAUAUGAUGUACCUCGGACUACACUACAACGCCAAUUGAAUGGCAGUACAAAUCGUGCUGAAAAACGAGCCAAUGGCCUUAAAUUAACAAAAGAAGAAGAGGAAUCACUUGUUCAAUGGAUACUAUCUAUGGACCAAUGUGGAGCAGCUCCCCGACCGUCUCAUGUUCAAGAUAUGGCCAAUAUACUUCUUUCCAAUCGUGGUUCAUCCAACAUCCAACCAAUUGGCCAGAACUGGGUGUAUAAAUUCAUCAAACGUCAUGACCAAUUGAAGACCAAGUUCUCAAGAAGAUACAAUUAUCAGUGUGCUAAAUGCGAGGAUCCAAAGCUCAUCAAGGAGUGGUUUGACCGUGUACAACUCAUCAUAAUGCAGUAUGGGAUUGCAUAUGAAGACAUCUACAAUUUUGAUGAAACUGGUUUUGCUAUGGGCCUUAUUGCUACUGCCAAAGUAGUAACCAGAUCUGAAACUGUUGGCCGUCCUACACUAUUGCAGCCUGGGAAUCGUGAAUGGGUUACUGCAAUUGAGUGUGUUAAUGCUAUGGGAUGGGCUCUGCCUCCUGUUACAGAACUCGCUGUAUCAGCCUCACGUGAUGAUACAGAGUUAAGACAGGCUCAUUGGAUAACAGCUCAUGGAGAAUAUGCAAGAAGGAACAGGGAUCAAAUUGAUAUUCGGCGUGUUGGCACCUGA